Molecule: messenger RNA, 1938 nt
Organism: Oncorhynchus kisutch (coho salmon)
Lineage: Eukaryota; Metazoa; Chordata; Actinopteri; Salmoniformes; Salmonidae
Product: zinc finger protein 648
Exons: 3
Biological process (GO): regulation of transcription by RNA polymerase II
Cellular component (GO): nucleus
Molecular function (GO): DNA-binding transcription factor activity, RNA polymerase II-specific; RNA polymerase II transcription regulatory region sequence-specific DNA binding
Source: RefSeq, a predicted model, not a curated record
GAGUUGGAUGAACGUUCACAAUGUUUUUUUCCCGAGUUCCUAGUUGUCUUGAACGCCCUGAAGUCGACAUCCAAGUUCCAAAUUGUUUUGAACACGGCAUAAAACUGCUUACUAAGGGCGUAAGUGACACUGCUGUCCCCACGUUCUUUCACUUUGACUCCGCCCACUCCGAGUGGGCAUCUCUAAAUGACCAUCGUUCGCACGCCGACAGGAGGAUGCUUAUGGUUUGCCUACGGGGAGAUAGGAGGACGUUGUCGAGGCACUGCCAAGGAGGUGAGUUCAGGGAAAAUCCCUUUUCAGCCUCAAGCCACGUUCACCACCUCUAUAAUAUCCAGUAUGGCUGAAGAAAUGCCUUCAUGGACCUCGGAAAGGUUUGUUGAUAAAGUAUACAUUUCAAAGAGAAGUAUCCGGAAAAACUUAAUAAACAAAAUGCACUAUGUUUCCCACGUGCCCUCAGAGAGUGUAAAAGUCAACACUGCUCACAAAGUGGAAAGUGACUCUAACCCAUCUGAUAAUGACGACACUGACUCCCUCUCAGGUAGUAGCUACACUGGGAUGAUUUAUUUAAACCCACAAACACCUACAUGGACUCUGGCUGAGAAGUUUGCUGGGCUCAACUCUGGAAAAGACAAGAGACUGUCUCCCAAUCAGGACCUCUGUAGUCCUCCAGGUUCACCCGCAGCCAUUAAACAUAAUGUUGCCAAUAGGAGAGGUUCUACAGGUCUGGAGGGGGUCUACUCAGACUCGUCACAACAGGAGGAAGGCAACAUCAAGAAUGGUACUAAAAGACUUUUGCAGAGGAAAGUGUGUAGCGGUGAUCCUUCCGAUCUGAAGCUGCGUCUGGUGAGAGAGAUCAGGCCCAAAACCAAGGAGUCUCUGUCUGAUGUUCGUCAUGAUGUGCGUGAUGUACGUGGUAACAAGUGUAAUUGGAAGGGUGGAGAACCGCUAGUCAUUCCCCCUCCACUAAACAAGGCUAUGGCCAUGAUUGAUGCCUGUGAGGAUAAGGUGCCUAUAGUGUUUGCUGCCAUGAAGAAACGUGGAGUGGAGGGAGACACAGAGAACCGGCCCUACAAGUGCACUCACUGCAACUGGGCCUUUAAGAAGUCCAGCAAUCUGCAGAGUCAUCUGGAUACUCAUAGUGGCCUGAAGCCUCAUAUAUGUGACCUGUGUGGAAAAGCCUAUUCUCACCAAGGCACACUGCAGCAGCACAAGCGCCUGCACACUGGAGAGAGACCGUACCACUGCCCCUUCUGCGAAAAGACGUACAUCUGGUCCUCCGAUUACCGCAAGCACAUUCGCACGCACACCGGAGAGAAACCGUACGUGUGCGAGACCUGCAGCAAGGACUUUGUGCGCUCCUCAGACCUGCGGAAGCAUGAGCGCAACAUGCACACCAAUGAAAAACCCUUCCCGUGCACGCAGUGCGGCAAGACCUUCAACAAGCCACUGUCCCUGCUCCGCCAUGAGCGCACUCACCUGGGCGAGCGGCCCUUCUGCUGUCCCAUCUGCGGGAAAGCCUUUGCCGUGGCCAGCCGUAUGGCAGAGCACCAGAAGGUGCACACCGGGUUGAGACCCUACAUCUGCCUGGUCUGCACCAAGUCCUUCACCAAGUCCUCCAACCUGCUGGAGCACCAGGCCGUACACAGCGGUAUCCGCCCCCACAAGUGUCCUCAGUGCGGGGUGGCAUUCGCCAUGGUGUCCCGCCUGGUCCGUCAUCAGCGUGUCCAUACCGGAGAGAGGCCCUACGACUGCACAGGCUGCAGCAUGUCCUUCAGCCGCACAGCUGCUCUGAAACGCCACCAGGAGCAGACAUGUGCCGGGAGGAUCUUUGUCUGUGUGGAGUGUGACAAGGCUUUCCAGUGUGCCUCUCAGCUCACUGAACACAUGGUAACCAUGGUUGACAGAGGAAGAACAAUGAUUCCAAGCACCACCCUCCUU